AUGGAGUCUGAGCUUUGGAAUUUAUUAUCUGAAUUGGUAACACGCACUUUGGGCCAUUCUAUGAACUCCCAACUCGAGAGAGUUCGUUCCCAAAUCCCCGAAAGUUGUUUACAACUCCAGGCCAUUGUUGGCCAAAUUGACUCCCUAUUACAUCACCUUGAAGGUAGACAUCGUCAACGAAUUCUUACUCGAAUUCUUAGUAGCAUCUCUGUCGGAAUUGAACAUAUUUGGCACUUUUCUGCUUCCUGUUUGAGAGUUUGUUACGACGCGGAGGAUUCCAGUGAAUGUAUUGCUACGGCUUGUCGUGUUGCUUUGCAACAAUCCUGGUACACUGAUACUGGUUCCCCAGGUUUUAACCAUGGACCGGAUUUAUUAACGGGCAGUUCUUCUAUUCGACCGGUAAUUUAUCUCAGUCCUGCGGCCCCAACACAUCUGCGGCGUUGGCUUUCGCUAAAUUUGUGUUGUUCCGGUCUCCUCAUCACCGUUUUACCGCCGGAUGAAAGCUCUCUUCUGCCUGUAAUUAGUCUCACGCACUUCGAAAAGGCCAUCCAGAAUGAUCUACGGCAGGGACGUCGGCCUUUGCUCUUAGUGGCAUAUGCGGACACGAUUUCUGAGAUGUGGCUUAAAAUGUUCGCUUCUCAUGGAACAUUGGCGAGUGUUAUUGCCUCGAAUGUAUACCAACCUGACUACCUCGGUCUGUGCUUGCCAAUCUCUAGACCGAAAACUUAUGCAUACAAUUGUAAAAGUGGGGAAUCUUCUUAA
Messenger RNA from Rodentolepis nana, 762 nucleotides. NCBI's taxonomy places the organism in Eukaryota, Metazoa, Platyhelminthes, Cestoda, Cyclophyllidea, Hymenolepididae. The record is from the annotation of a GenBank genome assembly.